Messenger RNA from Oppiella nova, 1611 nucleotides. Lineage: Eukaryota; Metazoa; Arthropoda; Arachnida; Sarcoptiformes; Oppiidae. The record is from the annotation of a GenBank genome assembly.
UUUUUCAUGAAAACGCAUUACAGUAUUGAAUGCUGUGUGAAAGCAAACGUAUUGUCGUAUUGUGUUAUAAUCGGUGCGAAAAUGGCGACAAACAACAUAUUAAACGCUAUUUUAAUGAAUAACCACUCGAUUAACGCCAACAACAGUGCCAUGAAUAGCACCGAUAGUAAGACAAACGCCAAUACCAGUGAUAAAAGUAAAGCCAUAUUCAGACAUGUGGUCAUAUCACUGGAGAACUGUAUACUACCUCAGCAGCAGUUAUCGCAAACACCAUCGAUGACCGAUGGCCUCGACUACGACCACGAGUGCGACCUCAGGAUUCUUGGCUGCGAACUCAUCCAGACGUCGGGCAUUCUUCUGCGUCUGCCACAGAUGGCGAUGGCAACGGGUCAGGUGCUGUUCCAGCGAUACUAUUACUGCAAGUCUUUGGUGCGGUUCCCGAUGGAGGUGACGGCCAUGGCUUGCGUGACACUCGCCUCGAAGGUAGAGGAGGCGCCCCGAAGGAUACGCGAUGUCAUCAAUGUUUUCCAUCACAUGAAACAAAUCCGUUCAGAAGUUGACGCCAAACCACUGGUUUUGGACGAGUCGUACAUUUCGACCAAAAAUCAAGUCAUUAAAGCCGAGCGAAGACUUCUCAAAGAACUGGGAUUUUGCGUUCACGUCAAACAUCCGCACAAAUUUAUCGUAACUCUUCUGCAAGUGUUGGACAACGAGAAGAAUGAGCGACUGAUGCAGACUUCGUGGAAUUAUAUGAAUGACAGCUUAAGAACCAAUGUAUUCGUGCGCUACUCACCGGAAACCAUUGCCUGCGCCUGUAUUUACCUCAGCGCCAGAGUCCUUAAAGUUCCGCUGCCGAAGAAUCCCAAUUGGUUUGAAGUGUUCAACGUUUCCGAGGAUCAGUUAAAAGACAUCUGUAUUUCAAUACUCAAGCUCUACGUGAGAGCCAAACCUAAUCAACAAAAGUUGGAGUCUAUUGUUGAGAAUUUGCGCAAAACGUACGAAAACGCGAGAUUGAAGGCCAAGGAAGUGAAUGUUUUGGACAACGGAACGCCCACUUCCAAUGGCAUGGAAGUGAGUCCCGCCUCCAGAACCAAUUCGCCGCUAACUAAGCCUAAAGUGGACAACAGUUCGCCUAAAAAUAAACUCAAAUCCAUUACAUCUGUUAUCAGUCAUAUGUCGAGUCCUAAUAAGAAGCGGACGAACGACUCGCCCCGUAAUGAAGGCCGGAGUCGAUCCAAAUCGCGAAGUGUUAGUCCAAUAAAUAGAGAUAAUUAUGACAGGAAUAGGGAGAGGGGUAGGGAUGAGAGGAACCGGUCUCCCCCUAAAUCAUACGCAUACGACUAUUCGAGAUCCCGUUCCCGAUCGCGAGAGAGGAAUAGUCGACAUCACAAGCAUAAGAGAAUUACAUACAGUCGAAGUAAAAGUCGCUCUCCCGUUCCCCACACCAGACACCACAACCACACCACUAAACAUCACUCCUAUAGCCAUAAUAACAGGAAGUCUCGCAAGAGAUCCAAAUCUCCGUAUUAUAGAGCAGACGAUCGCAACACUUAUCACUCGAGAUCGCGAAGGAGUCGAUCGCGCGAUCUCUACGUUCACCGAAGAAGUUAA